CUGUUUUGUUAUUGGGUUGUCAUAAUGAUCUACAUUGGGUUACGUUACGACCAUUACUAGAAAAAUUAAUAUUUCAAUUUGUUGAAUAUGAUAAUUAAAAGCCUGUUGGUACAUGAAAUAUUUAACUAAACUUUAUGUACUUUAUGAUAGAAACCGGUAUUGUAUUUAAUUAUAAUGGGUGUUAAAGAACUUUGGUCUAUUAUUUCUCCAAUAUCUGAAAAAAAAUCCCUUUGGGAGCUGGAAAACAAAGUGAUAGCAAUUGACCUUAGUGCUUGGAUAUGUGAUUCUCAAUCACUUCACACACCUCAAAUUAAUAUGUACUUAAGGAAUCUGUUUUUCCGUUCAUCGUAUUUACUCCUGCUAGGGGUAAAACCUGUUUUUGUUUUAGAAGGGGUAGCACCUACAAUAAAAUCAAAUACUAUUCAACAAAGACUGAAAAAUAAAAAUCAAAAAAUCAACAUAGUUCCUGAAAAGAAAGUUUCUCGUUCUCGACUUUCAAGUUUACAAAAACAAUGUGUUGAUCUUCUUUCAUCUCUAGGUCUUCAAUGUAUACAAGGGCCAGGAGAAGCUGAAGCAUAUUGCGCUCAUCUCAAUCGGUUAGGGAUUGUUGAUGGCAUAAUAACGCAAGAUAGUGAUGUUUUUCUGUAUGGAGCUCGUGAAGUUUUUAGAAAUUUCCAAAUGUCCCCUCAUUAUUCAUGUGACAGCUAUUCGAUGGAAGUAAUUGAGACAAAAUUAGGACUAACAAGAACUAAAUUAGUUGGAUAUUCUCUUUUAGUUGGCUCUGAUUAUAAUAAUGGCAUUCAAAAUUUGGGGAAACAAGCAGCUAUUAAAUUUCUACUUACUGUUCCAGAUGACAAAAUUAUACAAAGAUUUGUGGAAUGGAGAAAUGAUUCUUUCUUUAAGUACUUCGAAGAAAACAAAUUUAUUGGAAGUGAUUUCACUUUGGAAAUGAAAAUAAGAGAGAAGUGUAUUCAAGAUGGAAGUUUUCCAGAUCUAGAAGUUGUAACAGAAUAUAUGAAAGAACCACCUGACAUUGAGUUCAUUUAUAAAUGGUCAAAACCUGAUAUUGGAAAAUUUGUUGGAAUUGCAGUUAAAAAGCUUAAUUGGGAAGAAGAUUAUGCCAUACAAAAGUUUGUUCCGCUGCUUGCUAGAUGGCAUUUACUUAAUCCAUCGAUCGAGAGUGAUCUCAAGAUAACAUCUAUUAUAGGAGUGCCUGUUGGAAAAAACUCUUUUUGCUACAGAGUAAGGUGGAAUAUGUACGAUUUGGUUACAAUUGAACCUAAGACUUUAGUUUCUAAAGCUUAUCAAGAAUUAAUUGAGGAAUUUGAAGCUUCAAAGAAAUCUAAGAAAACAAAGAAAAAAAAUGUGAACAAAAACAAGGAUGAAAAGUUAUUAGCAUUGGAAGUAUUAGAACCUGCUGCAAAACACAAUGUUAUUAAUGAUGAUGUCGAUGAAUUUGACCUGUCAUUGGUAGCUGAAACCAUAAAAGAUGAUAAAAAACGCAGAAGGAAACACCUUGAUCCAAAAAGAUAUACAGAAAGUCAAGAAUUUCAGGCUGGGCCAAGUACCAGCAGUUCAGCCAACAAUGGAAAUGAAGAUGAUGAAUUUAACCUAUCAUUAAUUAUUCAAAAUAUUGUAGCAAGACCCCAAUCGAACCCUGCAUUAUUACAUUUAUCAUGACAGCAUAUUUCAAAUGUGAUUUUGCUUUGUAUUGUUCUGUAUUUAACAUCAUGCUAUUAUUUCAUAGCUUUAAAUUAAUUGUAUUGUUUCAAUACAAUUAUAAUAGACUCCCUUAUCCAGCAUUCUUGGUAGGAAGAAAAUUCAUAUCUAAUGUUUUUAAAUUUUAUCAACAAUCAUGUUUUAUUGAUAAUUUAAAAUAUGAUUUAAUAUAUUUUUCUUAACAACCUAAAAAUUAUUUACAAUUAAAUAAAUUUAUUUAAUGGAAACAUAUAUUAUUACUAAUCCGUAGAGGUGGUUAAUGGUACUAUUUUAAUGGUGUUUGUAGUUAAGCGAAUAGUAAUUUUAUCACUCCUACUUUAAUAAAUGUAAAAAAAGUGAAUAGCAAUGAAUGAAAAAAUUUGCAUUUUUGGAAUUAAUUACUUGUAAUAUUUUAUGAACACAAAUCUUAGACUCAGAGAAGUUAAAAGUCAAACUUGUAGCUGUUAUGACAUAAACAUAAUUUAACAUGAUGGCGACCAUUCCAG
Messenger RNA from Nezara viridula (southern green stink bug), 2204 nucleotides. The record is from the annotation of a GenBank genome assembly. Lineage: Eukaryota; Metazoa; Arthropoda; Insecta; Hemiptera; Pentatomidae.